Molecule: messenger RNA, 2114 nt
Organism: Sinocyclocheilus grahami
Lineage: Eukaryota; Metazoa; Chordata; Actinopteri; Cypriniformes; Cyprinidae
Gene: wnt9a
Product: wingless-type MMTV integration site family, member 9A
Exons: 4
Coding region: 34-1137 (367 amino acids)
Biological process (GO): neuron differentiation; canonical Wnt signaling pathway; multicellular organism development
Cellular component (GO): extracellular region
Molecular function (GO): frizzled binding; cytokine activity
Source: RefSeq, a predicted model, not a curated record
GAACGAAAUGAGCUGCCCCAGAGCCGCUACAAAAUGCUGGAUGGACACCUUCUCCUGGGAUGGUUAUCAUUUACCAUUAUAGUGCUUCUGAUCAGCUUGCCUGGACCGUGCACGGCUUACUUCGGGCUAACAGGUAAUGAACCCCUGUCCAUUUUGCCACUGAGCUCACAGCCAGACGAAAGGGCGGGCAAGGCGCACUACAAGCUGUGUGAUCGACUCAAACUGGAGAAGAAACAGCGCAGAAUGUGCAGACGGGACCCUGGCGUGGCUGAGACUCUAAUGGAGGCCAUCAGCAUGAGUGCCUUAGAGUGCCAGUAUCAGUUCCGCUUUGAGAGAUGGAACUGCACCUUGGAGGGCCGCUACAGGGCUAACAUUUUAAAGAGGGGCUUCAAGGAGACGGCAUUCCUCUAUGCCAUCUCUUCAGCAGGCCUGACCCACGCCAUGGCCAAAGCCUGCAGCGCUGGCCGCAUGGAGCGCUGCACCUGUGACGAGGCUCCUGACCUGGAGAACCGCAAGGCUUGGCAGUGGGGAGGCUGUGGAGACAACCUCAAGUACAGCAACAAAUUUGUCAAAGACUUCCUGGGUAAGAGGUCCAACAAGGAUCUCCGCGCCCGGAUAGAUAUGCACAACAGCAAUGUAGGAAUGAAGGUGAUCAAGGCGGGGGUGGAGACCACCUGUAAGUGUCACGGAGUUUCGGGAUCGUGUACCGUGCAAACAUGCUGGAGGCAGCUGGCACCCUUCCACGAAAUCGGCAAACAGCUCAAGCAGCGUUACGAGACUUCAAUCAAAUUGGCCAGCCCCUCCAAUGAGGCGACUGGGGAGGGGGAGAUCUCCCAGACCAGAUCCCAGGGGCAGCAGCCCUCUCCAGGCCCUCGAACGGAACUCAUUCCCCGCACCUCUGACCUUCUUCAUAUCGAGGACUCGCCGAGCUUUUGCAGGCCUAGCAAGUAUUCGGCAGGCACCAUGGCCCGCAAAUGCUACAAGGAUAAGAACUGUGAGGCCAUCUGCUGCGGCAGGGGCCACAACACUCAGAGCCGGGUGGUGACGAGACCGUGUCAGUGCCAGGUGCGCUGGUGCUGCUAUGUUGAAUGCAAACAGUGCACACAAAGAGAAGAGGUUUACACCUGUAAGGGGUAAAACCGUCACGACCAUGCAGAAUAACUCUCACCAGUCUGAAUGAGUGGAAGGCAAAAAGAGAGAAGUGACAAGUUGUCCUGGUCUCAAAGACAUCAAGCUAGUUGAAAGCACUUUUUUGAGAGGUUUUGCAGGGCAUUUUUUCUGUUUUCCAUGUGGAGCAGCGUGAAAGCUGUAUAAUAUACCAAGCCUAAGGGAAUGGUCUACAGCUUUGAGAGACACCUUGGAACUAGAUUAAACAUUUCACGGUGUAAUUCGUCUGCCAAGAUAUCAAUCAGCAGUGAAGUCCUGUCUUGGACAGACAAUUGUUUGUCCAGUGAUUUGACAGUCUCUGAAUAAUAGCUUCAAGCCGUACGUGUGAGAGUAUGUGUUCGUAUGUGACUUAAUUCCAACUUGGAGACGGAAUUUGCAAUGAAAAAAUGGUGGCGUCAGAUUUAUUCUACAUGCACAUGUAUCCUACACCCACACAAGAGUGUGUAUGCAUAUGUACAUAGAUAAAAUUACAUUAUAAUUCUAUUAUAUACACCACUUAUCUGAGUAUGUUAAAUAACCACUAACCACACAAAUGUUUUAUUGUUUGUGUGCUUGCAUUCACUUUGUGUUGUAAUUCUCUUCGACAAGGCCCUUAGGAAAGCAAUACUUUUUUUGAUUUGUGUUCUUCUGUGGAUAUAAUUUAUGGAACAUCUCAAGGAACAGUCCUUGCAUGGAAGGAAAAUGCGCUUUUCCUUCCUUUUUGUUUUUUUAAAUUUUGUUUUCUUUUUGCUUGACAGAGGAAAUCUUUGCCAGUCUAUUUAAGAUUUAACUCGUCCUUAAACCAACUCUACAAAUGACUGUUCAGGGAACAUGUGAAACCACUAUGUGCCGUUGGAUGGUAAAAAAAUCUCAGAGAUAUCGCAAGGAGCGUUAGUCUCCAUGAUUUAGGCUUCCACUUGACGACAGAUCUGUCCAUCCAGCUGCUGAUUCAUUGCUGUAAUCGUUGC